Cryptococcus wingfieldii CBS 7118 is the source of this 1401-nucleotide messenger RNA. Its product is annotated as argininosuccinate lyase. Gene Ontology annotation, cellular component: cytosol. The transcript has 7 exons. The record is from RefSeq and is a predicted model, not a curated record. NCBI's taxonomy places the organism in Eukaryota, Fungi, Basidiomycota, Tremellomycetes, Tremellales, Cryptococcaceae. The coding region runs from base 1 to 1401 and encodes 466 amino acids. Gene Ontology annotation, molecular function: argininosuccinate lyase activity.
AUGGCCUCCAACGAAGACUUUACCAAGCGAAAGCUCUGGGGCGGCCGAUUCACCGGCUCUACUGACCCCUUGAUGCACGAGUUCAACCAGUCCCUCAAGUAUGACAAGCGCAUGUACGCCGCCGACGUCAAGGGUUCCAUCGCCUUCUCCAAAGCUUUGCUCAAGGCUGGUAUCCUCGUCGAGGCGGAGCAGAAAGAGAUCGAGAGGGGUUUGAAGGUUGUCGAGUCUGAGUGGGCCGAGAACAGGUUCAAGGUCGAGGCGGACGACGAGGACAUUCACACUGCCAACGAGCGAAGGCUGUCAGAGAUCAUUGGCAAGGACAUUGGAGGCAAGCUCCACACUGGCCGAAGUAGGAAUGACCAAGUGGCUACCGACAUGCGUAUCUGGCUGAUGGAAGAGACCAAGAUUGUCGAGAGCUAUCUUAAAGACCUCCUCAACGUCAUGGUCACCCGUGCUGAGAAGGAGGUCGACGCCAUCCUCCCCGGUUACACCCACCUUCAGCGUGCCCAGCCCGUUCGAUGGUCUCACUUCCUCCUCUCCCACGCCCAAUCUUUCCUUGGUGACCUCGAGCGUCUCCGGCAACUCUACCCCCGUAUCUCUGUUCUUCCCCUCGGAUCUGCUGCUUUGGCCGGUAAUCCCUACUCUCUUGACAGGGAGCUGUUGAGGAAGGAGCUCGACUUUGAGAGCAUCGGCGAGAACUCGAUGCACGCUGUUGCGGACAGGGACUUUAUUGUGGAGUGGUUGCAGUGGGCGAGCUUGACGCAGGUGCACAUGAGCAGAAUGGCGGAGGAUUUGAUCAUCUAUUCUACAGCCGAGUUUGGCUUUGUCCAGCUCAGUGACGCUUACUCUACCGGAUCCUCCAUCAUGCCCCAAAAGAAGAACCCCGACUCUCUUGAGCUUCUUCGAGGCAAGGCUGGCCGAACCUUUGGCCAGAUGGCCGGUUUCAUGAUGUCCCUCAAGGGUGUCCCCUCCACCUACAACAAGGACUUGCAGGAGGACAAGGAGCCCUUGUUUGACGCUGUGGACACUGUGUCCGCUGCUUUGAGGAUCGCCGAGGGUGCUUUGGCCACUCUUUCCAUCAACCCCGAAAAGAUGGCCGCUGCUCUCACCAUGGACAUGCUCGCUACCGACAUUGCCGACUACCUUGUCCGAAAGGGCGUUCCCUUCCGAGAGACCCACCACAUCUCUGGCCGUGCCGUGGCCCUUGCCGAAAACACCAAGGUUCAGAUCUCUGACCUGUCAAUGGCUCAGUGGAAGGAACUGGACGAGAGGUUCGACGAGACCGUUUUGGAUGUAUUCGACUUUGAGGCGAGUGUGGAGAAGAGGAACGCCAUUGGAGGCCCGGCGAGAAGCAUGAUUGCCAGACAGGUUGAGGUUGCCAGGCAGAGGAUUGGCAAGUAG